AUGACGUUAAAGAGCUUCAACCCAACCACAACAAAUACAGACAACUUACAUGCUAACAUCACCGAGACUCAUCCUGUACACCCUGAACAUGAGAUGGUUGACAACGAAUCUGUCUCCGUGGUACCCGCUCAGCUUGGGUUUCUAAGCAUCUACAACCCCUCAUUGGGACCGACAGACGAGACAAUCCAAGAUCAGAUCGUGUUCUACUAUUCAUCGCAUACCACUCGCUCGCCACAGAAGGAAAAUGUCUCACCACUGCCAGGUGAAUAUAAGGAUGGCACAAACGAGAGGUUGCGCAAAAUCGGCCUGGCGCAGGGCAUGGUAAACUUCGCAAAAAAUUUCUCCAAUGGACAGCCUCUCGAUAGUGUAGAGACUGAAAAAUCAAGGAUAGUUCUUUAUGAACUUGAGAGUGACUGGUGGAUUCUCGCUUCGAUAGAUCUCACAAGGAUUAAUUCCUCUCGUACCGCAAAUGCUUCGUCGGAAGCUUCCACGCCAGCAAUUGAGUAUUCCUCUCGGGAGGUAUAUCCUCCUCAUUCCCUAAUCCAACAACUUCGACGAGCGCAUUCAAUAUUCCUCCUACAUCAUGGCAUAUCUCUGGACAAUCUCUAUCAGCGAGUGGGCAGAAGCUCCUUUUGUAAACUCCUCAGUCGUUUCUGGACCAGAUUCAUACGGCACUGGCUCGUCUUACUCAAUGGCAACCCAGCUACAGAUCUAUUCAACGGCGUCAAGCUAGCCGUUGGUGGCGAACUUGGUAUUGGCGUGGGAGAAGAAGAAUGGGGCAGCGGUGAAAGAGAGGUCCUUGAAGACUAUGUUGCUCGUACGCAUGGUCUUGUUGACAUGGUAGUCUCUCGGUUUGGAGAUGCGCCGAUGAAAAAAGGUGGUCCAGAAUCUCGGAUCUGGCUUGGGACAGGUCAGGCACCGCGGCCGUCUGACGGGGUCAUAUUCUCCGGUGUCGGUGCUAUCUCACGGCAGUCUUUAGCAAGUAUAUCCCACUGGAUGGAGUGGAUCUACAAAUAUGGCGAAGCUACGUAUGGUGUCGAUGAAAACCCGAGCUCUGCUCGCUCACGCAAACGAAGGAAGGCUAGACUCAAUGCACAUCCUGCUGCUACAGCAUCCUCGCGACGAAGUGGCUCAAGAAAAAGGUAUUCAAAAUCGCAGACGCCAAGCGGCAGAACAUCACCUGGAAUACCACCACCAUUGGUCGUGGGAACUCCUCCCGUUCCUCCGCAAGCAACCCAAAAAUCAGUCUCGGAGGAUCAACCAGCGGAAGAUAGUGCAAAUGGUGCUGAAACAUUGAUGAAAUAUCUCACAUUGGGAUAUGGCUCGGCAUGGAAAUUUCCCGGUCUUCCGGGGAGUGUGUCUGAUGAGCCUGCAAAGGACAAUAUUGGUAAUGAAGCUUCUCAGAAAUCCACAUCAAAGGACCGUGAUGGCGAUGAAGCACAAGGGAAAUUUAUUAUUGGUCUAAGAGACAACCUCGAAGAAGAUUUAUCUGAUGAUGAGGGCAAUGUAGACGGAGCUAUCCUUUCAUCCCAAACACAAGACAAGGCGAAGAACAGGCGUACUUUGCUACGAACACUGCAAGUCGAACUGACGCAGUCAGCUACGAUAAAUCACGACCAAGAGCAACUAGAAACUCCAGAAGAAUCAAAUCACAAGAAACUCCAAGUCUUAGUCUAUGUGCAUCGACCGUUUAUGUUCACGUUCCUAUUCGAUCUCCACACCCCCUCGCUCUCUCUACCAUCCUUCUACCGCAGCAUCCAUCAUCAACUAGGCCCCCUACAACGGCCACUCUUAUCCUCCACAUCUCCAGACAACGUCUCUCGCAGAAUCUAUCUCGCCGAAGACUGUGACGCAUGCAAACAAAAGCGAGCCUCUUCUUCCGCAGCCCACAGCAACAAUAACCACAACAACCCCAUAUAUGAUCUCGUAUAUGAUCCCGGAAGCUUCGCCGUUCGUUCGUCCAUUCCCAACAUCCCAGAACCAGGCAUAGCGUUCGAGCCCUCUUCCUCCCGUCGAGAUGCCACCACCACCAUCAUUACUACUGCUACUCUCCCUCCCUGGUCCCGUGUCGAAGCACUCAAUGUCCACAGCCAAUUCCUCUCUACGUACGCAGACACUCGAACACACCCAUUAGAAACAGAACGGACAUGCAAAACCAGUCGAGGAUGGUGGCUAAUCUGGAUGCGAAUCCGCGACUACCCGCAGCAACAACAACAUACACACGAUAGUGACAACGACAUGAAAGAAGCCUUCCUAAUCCGAAAAGCCUCCGAUGCCCCUGGUCCAUAUGCUGCCGGUGGCGGUAGCGUCAGACACUCGCGCGAUGCGAGCAGCGGAGUCAGAUUUCUGCGAGAUUUAAGCGGAGCUUCGUCAUCAUUGGCGUUGGGGAUGGGGUUGGGCGAUAACACUUCGUCGCCUGGAAAGUUGACUGAGGGGCUGGGGUUUGAUGCUCGUCGGUAUAUUGAGAGCUUGUUGAGGUUGAAUCGAUAG
Molecule: messenger RNA, 2490 nt
Organism: Talaromyces atroroseus
Lineage: Eukaryota; Fungi; Ascomycota; Eurotiomycetes; Eurotiales; Trichocomaceae
Exons: 6
Coding region: 1-2490 (829 amino acids)
Biological process (GO): vesicle-mediated transport
Cellular component (GO): intracellular membrane-bounded organelle; Mon1-Ccz1 complex
Source: RefSeq, a predicted model, not a curated record